AUGGCGGGCUUCAGCGUCGACCUCAAGCUCGAGUGCCAGAAGCCGUGCCCCAAGAAAGCCGGCUCGCAGUCGGCGCACCGCUACGAGGCCUACAUGCACGCGACGACCGUCGGCGAGUACAAGGCCUUCGGCGGGUCCGCCGCGGACCUCAAGCACGACAUCCGCAAAGGGCUCAUCGAGGUCUUCCUCGCGGCCGGCGUGGCGGCCCCGGCACGAGCCGCUGUCGUCGAGGACCGUGCCGCCGUCGCGCUCGACGUCGCGCUCGCGCUCGAGGACGCCGCCGCGGGCGCGUCGCGCUCGACGUCCACGGAUUACUGCCACGUACUGCGGAGCCCCUUGUUACUUCCCUCACCCCUCACUGGACAAUUGGAAAUUUCCAGCGAGCUGGGGCGCAGGCACUUUCGCCUCACCUGGGAGUGGUUUGGUUUGUGGUCUAAACUCACCGACUCGCUACCGGAAACAUAUGUAUUGUACAUGUACCGCCGCCGAUACGGCUUCUCAGAAAGAAUUCCGCCGGCGGGCUGCUUCAGCAACGCCGGCCAGAUAGGAGCAUAA
Messenger RNA from Aureococcus anophagefferens, 555 nucleotides. RefSeq lists its product as hypothetical. The transcript has 5 exons. The record is from RefSeq and is a predicted model, not a curated record. The coding region runs from base 1 to 555 and encodes 184 amino acids. NCBI's taxonomy places the organism in Eukaryota, Pelagophyceae, Pelagomonadales, Pelagomonadaceae.